Messenger RNA from Macrosiphum euphorbiae (potato aphid), 2148 nucleotides. Lineage: Eukaryota; Metazoa; Arthropoda; Insecta; Hemiptera; Aphididae. The record is from the annotation of a GenBank genome assembly.
AUGAUAAAAAGUUAUAGAUCCAAACGGAGAAAAAUUGCAGAUAAAAUUUCCGCUAUAAAUGCCUAUCAACCAUUAUUAUGUACAACUAACAGUAGUCAACUGCCCCAACAAUCUUCAGAUUUAAAUAUUAAUAUAACUGACAACUAUUUACUUAACAAUAAAAAAACUGAAUGUUUAUUAGAACAACAUCCAUUAAAUACAAUUAUUGACUCAACAAUACAAAACUCAAUUUUAACAAAUGCAGCUUAUAAUUCAAUAGAUUCUAAUAAACAUGACUACAAUCAAUCUAAUAAUAAUAAUAAUAAUAAUAGUUUUAAUAAUGAUUUAUUUCCCCUCAAUAAUAUUAUAAACACACCAAAUAAUAUUACUUAUUCUAAUAUACCAAUAGAUUUAAAACUAAAAAAAUGGGCUAUAGAAUGUAAUGUUCCGCAUGUGACUAUCAACAAACUAUUAUCAAUUCUUAAAGAAGAAAAUUAUCUUCCAUUACAAAAAUUACCCUUAGACUCUAGAACAUUACUACAGUCUGGGUCAUCAAAAACCACAAAUAUAGAUAUUUUAACUCCUGGAAUAUACUAUCAUUUGGGUUUAAAAGAAGGUAUCAAGAAUUCUUCAUUGAAGUUUAAGUUGGAUAGUGAGAUAAAAGUCAUGGUUGGAGUAGACGGUUUACCUUUAUCCAAAAGUAGUUCUAGCCAGUUUUGGCCUAUUUUGGCAUACAUAUAUCCACACUCUAAUCAUGUAUUCCCUGUAGGAAUUUAUCAUGGUAAUGAAAAGCCCCAUGACAGUAAUAAUUAUCUUGAAAAGUUUAUACAUGAAGCAAAAGAUUUAAUAUUAAAUGGGUUACAGUUGGAAAAUAUACUAUACAAAGUAUCAAUUAGAGCAUUUUGCUGUGAUUCCCCUGCUCGUUCGUUUGUUUUAAAAAUUAAAGGACACUCAGGGUUUUCUUCAUGUACCCGGUGUUUUCAAAGUGGUGAAUAUUUAAAUAAUAGAACUUGUUUUCCAUAUGUAGAAAGAGAGUGUCGGUCGAGAACCCAUGACGGUUAUGUAGCUAUGGUUCAAAAACAACAUCACAUUAGAGAAGGUAUUACUUCAAAUUUAAUUGAGCUUCCUAAUUUUGAUAUUGUUAAAUGCUUCCCAUUAGAUUACAUGCAUUUAGUUUUAUUAGGAGUUAUGCGUAAACUCCUACAUCUUUGGAUGCAUACAGGUCCUCUCAGAGUACGCCUAAAUGGUAAAAAAAUUAAUGAUAUAAGUAGAUCAUUAGUAAGUCUGAAAAUAUAUAUCCCUAGUGAAUUUUCUAGAAAGCCUAGAAUAGUUCAAGAUGUUUCUCGGUGGAAAGCCACUGAGUUAAGACAGUUCCUAUUAUAUACUGGCCCUGUGGUUUUAAAAAAUGUACUAUCAGAAGAAUGUUAUGACAAUUUUAUGUCAUUGGAUAUUGCUAUGAUAAUUCUUUUGAGUAAAAAUCAAAGUAAUAAAAUAGAAUAUGCUGAUAAAUUGUUACAUUAUUUUGUGAAAAGUUUCCAAAAUAUAUACGGAGACCAUUUUGUUUCAUACAACAUACAUGGUUUGUUACAAAAAGUAAAUGAUUACAAGCAAUUUGGUCCUCUUGACUCAUCUAGUUGUUUUCCUUUUGAAAAUCACAUGAAAAUAUUAAAGUCUGCUUUACGAAAACAUCAUCAACCACUACAACAAAUUGUUCGUAGGUAUAACGAAAAUAAUUGUUCUAUAGAUACCGAGAUUUUCCCAAAAACAAAUAAGCUUAAAAGAAAUACACACCAACAAGGACCUAUAUUAAAUAAUUUUAAGUAUUCUAGUCAGUUUUUAUUUUAUAAAUGGAGUAAUUUCACUAUACAUAUUAAACGAUUGGCAGAUAGAUUUAUACUUACUAAUAAAAAAGAAAUUGUGAAAGUUGUUAAUAUAGCUCAAUUAGCAGAACCUAAGAAUAAAAUAAUAAUUAUUGGGUAUAAGUUUUUAAACAAAGUUGAUUUUUACAAUAACCCAAUUAAUUCUUCUAAAUUAGAUAUUUGGAUUGUUCAAGAUUUAUCAAAUGUUCUACAGCAUUGGGAACUAACCGAUAUUAAAUCAAAAAUGUUAAUUCUAGUUCAUGCAAAUAAAAAUAUUGCUAUGUCUAUUUUACAUUCAAAUGUAAAAUAA